Haliotis rubra (blacklip abalone) is the source of this 1862-nucleotide messenger RNA. RefSeq lists its product as uncharacterized. The transcript has 4 exons. The record is from RefSeq and is a predicted model, not a curated record. Bases 1326 to 1862 code for a protein of 178 amino acids. Lineage: Eukaryota; Metazoa; Mollusca; Gastropoda; Lepetellida; Haliotidae.
GAAGCCCCACGGAGAGCUGGCGAUAGAGUUAUCUUGACGUAACAUAUGGAUUGUCUUGCGCUAUACAGCCACAGUUGUAGAAGCAGGGGAUCUCUACAAUUAUGCAAAACAAUAUUAAACCAUACCGAAUGGCUUGUGUUAAAAUUUCUCAUAACAGAACAAGCGCGUUUGUUUACAAACAAGAAAAUGUACCUGAUAUGGAAAUUAGCCUGUGACACUGAUGUGGUUUUAACAUGUUUUUAUUUCGGCAAAACUGAAACCUGGAUAGCGAACAAGACUAGUGGCUUAUGUAAACGCUGCUCCAGUACAUUAGCUGGGCUCAUAAAUGAAAUAAUUUAACAACUAAAGAAUAAUAUUGAGAAAGAAUAUCAGAUAUAUGGUUGAAUAAUGAAUAUGUUCGUCAUGGUGUUGGUGACAGCGAUGUUACGUUAAGUUGGUUUUAUCGUGCUCCGAUAUGACGUCACGGUGGCAUGGAACAGUGACAAUAGAAUAAGUCACUUAAAGUUCAUGGAAAAUCCCCAGAAUUUUCUGUCACGUUGUUAAUCUGAUAGUGAAUAUAGUUUUUUGUAACCACUUUUUCCCUGUUGAGUGACCUUUUGUCUUUAUCAUAUCCUGGUUGUCCAAACAAAUUCACAGUGAACGAUGCAAACUCUCCAUUUAAGUAUUGACCAAUCAGAUUCGAUGAUAAACGGAAGUACAAAUCAGGUAUUCCCCAUUCUAGAUGUCAUGUUGUAGCGGUCUACGUGGUCAGCCGACACAAUCCUGCUCCAACCAGGUGUGCCCAGUGCAGAUCUGUCCUGUGAUUCUCCUAUACAAGCAGACAGAGGAAGUGUUUUAUUGAUUGAUUUGAGAUCGGAGUCCAGUUUAAAUUCAUAAAAAGUAACUCGUCUGCCAGCCGACGUGCACUAGCAGACGCAUCAGGAUCGUGAUCUCAGACGACACUUGACUGUGUAACGGAUGCUUUCUCCAAACACGGGGUUCAAGUCUGUACAUUUCAGACAUUACAAACCUAUACGAACAGACGACAUACACUGACAGUGCUGCUGUAUCUGCUAACCAAUGUAACUAUGGCAACCCUUCCAACAGGUCUCCGAAAGUCAAGAGGCCGUGUUAAUCCACACGGUCCUGCUAAUCAAGACUGCCAGCCCAGUACUCAUGUUCCUAGACCGCUCGACUAAUCGAAACAAUUUCAUGCCUACUUCUGCCAAGAUACUCUCGAUUCCCUUUGGACAAGAAGUCUCAUUGACGAACUAGAAGGGAUUCAUGGAUAUCAGUGUGCCGAGUACCACAGGGAUUUAGUGGUAGGAGAGAGGGUUCUGGAUUUAAUGACUAUGUUCAUUUUCACGUCGGACAGAAUCGUCUUUAUUCUGUCUGAGAAUUUUCUCAAGUCAAACUAUGCUAUGUAUCAACUUCAGCUUGCCGUGCAGUAUGCCAUUGACCACGACACAAACAACAUUGUGGCACUCCACGUGGACGAGUGUAGAGUCCCAUCAGAGCUGCUGACAUUUCAGAUCAUUGACACAAAGUCUCACAGAUGGAAAGAAAGUUUUCUGGAUUAUUUGAAGAAUCCCGCACCCAAGAUGCCAGCCCAAAUAUGCACUAAUGGAACUCAUGUGAGUGUGACAGACCUGUGUAAGACUAAUCGGUCAGUGAUGUCCGAGCCACCGACGCUGAAGGCCACGCUCUGCAUCCCUGCCUACAUCAGACACAGGAUCAGGAUCUGGCACAGGUGCCAGUCACUGGAUGAAACCCAUCUUCGGAAAGCAGCAAUCCCAGAAGUGAGUGAUCUGAUCAGUCGGAGUAGGUCAUGUACGACAUAUCACCACAAUCAGUGUCCAUUACGGGUUUCAACUGUAUCAUGA